This is a messenger RNA of Rhizopus microsporus ATCC 52813, 2063 nucleotides long. RefSeq lists its product as uncharacterized. The transcript is spliced from 11 exons. The record is from RefSeq and is a predicted model, not a curated record. The coding region runs from base 77 to 1654 and encodes 525 amino acids. Lineage: Eukaryota; Fungi; Mucoromycota; Mucoromycetes; Mucorales; Rhizopodaceae.
GACAAGUUGUCCUUCUACUUUUGUUGAUUACAAAAUCACUCCUGAGGAACUAAAUGUAGAACAGUUUUUUUACAACAUGCCUGCCAAUAGCUGGGAUUUCCAACACUAUUUUCGUUGGCAUUCAAGAAAAAAUAAAAAAAAAUUCAACGCUAUCAUUGGCAGCUACAAAAACAGUCUUUAUAAAAUACUUAAUAGCAACAUACUCCAUGACGAUAUUAAGGCCUAUGUUGGUGGGCUAUUAAAAAAUAUGAACACCUCCAAAGCAGAAAAAACCGUCAAGAAUAUCACUACCAACAACUUUAUAAAUAGUGCGGUAAACUAUGGCGAAGGAGGGGCGAACAUUGUUGUUGGACAAUCAAGUAUGGCGCUUCCAAUUUCUAGUGAGAGCCACCAUGCUAUCCAAGAAGAAGGAGAUAAAGCGAAUUACCGAAUCUCACCUCUUAAAAGAAAGCAUUCUAAGUGCAAUACUGAAUUGCCAUGGAAACGACUUUUGAACUUGGCCUAUGAUCUGUAUUCUGGUAAAGAUGUUUCGCCAAACAGCUACGAAUUAUACCAUGUUGAAGCAAGCAGUUUACAAGCAGCUAUAUUCAAUGUCUCGCUUGAUAAGCUUAAUACCUUCAAGCACUUAAACAGGCUGGAUUUGUCUUACUUAGCUGUAUUUCUUUCUGGGAUCGUCAAUACGAUCGAUGUUCAUAACUGGGCACUUCUCAGCAGUUACUGCUCUGAUUUGGCAAUUGAAAAAGCUGUCAGUGACAGUCAGGUCAAUUAUUUCCACAAAUAUUCAGAUAAAUCAUUAGAACAACUGAUGCUUGAUAUUAAAAAAUUGUAUGCCGAUGAAGGUUUUGAAGCUGUCAGAAUUUUUAUCCUUGAAAAGAAAUUGGAAGCUUACAAAUCAAAAGAAGCAACAAAAAAUUCAUCAGUUCUAAUACUCCUAGAUAUGCUAGAUCAUAUUAUUAAUAUGGUUAGCUACUCAUCUUGGAAAGAUGAAACUGAGAUGGGAUAUCUCGAGUAUUGGAAACCACUGUUCAAAACUCUAUUUAGAGACUGCAACUUGAUAAUCAAAAGUGGAGAAACAUCAUGUAUUGCUUCAAAAAUAGACAGACAAUUAAAUGAGUACGAGUACAAGACAACUAUAAAAGGCAUAACAGGAAGAAAAGUAGAUUUAAUUUUCUGUACAGCAAUUGACAAUGAAGUAUAUGAGCUUUUCAAUGCUGAAUUUAAAACAGCAAGCGCCUCGCAGCAAAUCAUCAGAAUUCAACAGAAUAAGAAUUUAAGACUAAACAAGAGCAUUCUGUCAAAAUUAAUUUGUGAUACUGGAAAUCACAGCAUUUCUACUUUUGGAGUAGACGUUGUUGGUUUGGUUGGGUACAUGUAUCAUUUGUCAUGUUUUGAAGACGUUAUUGUUGCAGCCAAGAGUUCCGAGGAUGAUAUCUAUUUGCCGAGAGACAAAAGUGAACUAGAAGACUUUAUAUCAACUGACUUGCUAUUCCCAGCGCUUUUCAAUUUGAAAAAUCAUAUAAAAGAGAUGGUACAAGACCUUACAACGCAAGUUAGAAAACAAUAUCGUUCAAGGCAAAAUAUAAGCAAUUCAAGAGUCUCUUUGCCCGUCUCCACUGUUUCUAUCCCUCCUACAUUUUUUACUCCAAAGCGGUGAUUUUUUAAAAGUAUGCAUCCAUAAGCUAACGUACAAGUUGACCAACCACUUUGUCGAUCAUUUUAUUUCUAAAGAGUACCUCUUUAAAUCAAGCUUAUAUUCAUGAAAUCAUUCAAAUGUCAUGGAAUCCAAUCUUGCUAUAGUGUCAUUGUCAUUUUUAACCAUUUUUAUCAUUGUAAAAGAUAAGGGUCCAUAUCCAAUAAUUUAAACAUUGUGUAAAAAGCUUUUUGGGGUUGAGUUGCCCUUCAUCUGAAGAGCGAAUACCAAGAUUUAGUAAAUUCUAUCAAUAAAUAACAUAGCCAAAAGACCAAAGAAAUACAUAGAUAUUACAAGCAAAAUCUAGACGCGUGAAUAGAAAGGGAUUAGCACAUACAUAGGAAGAUAUAUUACAGUAAUAUUAAUCAAAAUU